This is a messenger RNA of Setaria italica (foxtail millet), 1516 nucleotides long. RefSeq lists its product as uncharacterized. Lineage: Eukaryota; Viridiplantae; Streptophyta; Magnoliopsida; Poales; Poaceae. Gene Ontology annotation, molecular function: RNA binding. The record is from RefSeq and is a predicted model, not a curated record. The transcript is spliced from 5 exons. Bases 149 to 841 code for a protein of 230 amino acids.
GUGGCGGCGGUUUUGCCAGCCCGUGAGAUGCGGGAGCACGGCGGUUAGGCUGGACACGGAAGGUGGGUUCGCCAGGUUCGCGAUCGGGGACACGGACAGUGCGAAGCAGAAAGGGAAGCAGAGGCAGCAGCCGCUGAAGAAGAAGAAGAUGUCGAGGAAAGCCAAGGUCAACCAGCUCAAGUGGUACCGUCUCAAGGCCAAAAAGAAGAUGAAGUCGCCCAAUCCCGAAGUUAGGAUCAGGUACAAGCUUGAAAAGGCAAAGAGAAAGGAGGAAUGGCUGAUUGAGAAGCUGAGGAAGUAUGAUCUCCCAAGGACACCAGAGCCAGUUCAUGACCCUGAGAUUUUGACUGAGGAGGAGAAAUUUUACCUCAAGCGAACGGGAGAGAGGAAGAAGAACUAUGUUCCUGUAGGGAGGAGGGGGGUUUUUGGUGGUGUGGUUCUCAAUAUGCACCUGCAUUGGAAGAAGCAUGAGACCGUGAAGGUGGUUUGCAAGCCCUGUCGACCUGGCCAAGUGUACGAGUAUGCCGAGGAACUAACAAGGCUCAGCAAAGGCACAGUCAUUGAUAUCAAACCCGAUAAUACCAUCAUAUUUUAUCGAGGGAAAAACUAUGUGCAGCCAAAGGUCAUGUCACCUCCUGAUACUCUUUCGAAGCAGAAGGCCUUGGAGAAAUAUAGAUAUGAACAAUCUCUUGAACAUACCAGCCAGUUUAUUGAGAAGCUGGAGAAGGAGCUUGAAGACUACCAGAAGCAUGUUGCUCUAUUUAAGAACCGUGAGGGAGCUACCCCUGUUGAUGAAGAGACCACUGUUGAUGACCCUACAAGUACUUCAUAUUCUGAAUGAUCCAACUCUUUAAUAUGCUGGAUCCAUUUAGGAAACAUGAGAGAGCUGCUCUGGAAAAGACAGUGAAGGUUUGAUCAUAUCUUGCGUGGGUUUUCACUCCUCAAGCAUGGUACAUAGAGAACAAUGAAAUGCUAAUUUGGGAGCUGGAAGAGUGCUGGAGUUCCUUCUAAGAAAUCAAGUUAUAUUUAUUGUGAUUACAAAGGUUUUCAGUCUGCAUUGCCACACUCUACUCAUUUAAUCAUUCUUACACCUGUGGCGGAUGUCAGAAGUGCACAAGAUUAUUUGUGCCUCACAGUGGAGCUUCCUCGCAUGAUCAUUGAAUUGCGCUGAGGACUUGAAAAGGGUCCAAAUAUGAAAAAAAAAAGGUAACUUCAUUCUGGUGGCUCAGUUGGACAAAGAUAGUAUUACAACCUGCCAAAGGUUUAGUCCUAGACAAUAUGGAUUAACACAAGGAUCAUAUGAUGGAUCAUGAAGCUUCUGUCGGUUUAAGCAUUGGGUCCUUUGCUAUUAUUUGAAUUAUUACAGUGAUCAGCUAACUUUUCGUUACCAUUGGAGAUUUGGUAUUGUGGUCAUUGCUAUACAACAUCAAUUACUGAAAGGAAAGAAUUAGACUUGUUUGAUCACUGAUUUUGGACGUAAUGAUGGAAUAAAUUUGUCUUAACUACAUAUUCUUAA